AUGCCUUCGAACACUAACCAGUUCCUUCUUUUCGUCUCGAUGCUGGCAUCGAUGAUCCUUGGACACGUUGUCCUCGAAAACCCUAAGCCCUUCAAGUUUGUUGAAGAUGGCCCUACUAACCCCAUUUCUCCCACAGGUGACGACUUCCCAUGCAAGAUUCCCGCCGGGGCUAGCUACAUCGUUGAUGGAGCACCCACAGUCAUUGCCAUCGGCGAGACCUUCGAGGCCACCUUCCAGGGCCAGGCCGUCCAUGGAGGCGGCAGCUGCCAGUUCGCCCUCAGCGCCGACGCCAACCCCACCAAGGAUUCCAAGUGGAUGGUCAUUCAUUCCAUCGAGGGCGGUUGCCCAGCCCGUAACCAAACGGGUAACCUCGAGGGUCCCAAUAAAGAUAAGUACCCUUUCAAGAUCCCCUCCAGCAUUGCACCCGGUGACUACGUCUUUGCCUGGGUCUGGCUCGCCAGAAUUGGUGGCCAGCCAGAGUACUACAUGAACUGUGCCCCCAUCACCGUCACUGGUGGUGACGGUGCCUCCAAGAAGAAGCGAGAACACUUUGCUGAUCGUCGCAUGUUCCUUGCGAAGCGUGAAGAGUUUCCCGAGCUCUUUAUGGCCAACAUUGGAGAAGUCGCUGGCGGCUGCACCACUGAAGAGGCUCUGGCUGUACAAGUUCCCAUCGCUUUCCCCAACCGCGGCAUCUAUUUUGACCGGCCCGAGGGCGACAAUCUCUACAAGCAACCCUGUGAUGGCAAUCCCAAUGCCGGAACCCCUGUCAAGGCUCCGACUGGCGGCGAUAUGCCUCCUGGUACUGUUGAGACGGCUGUUCCGACCUCUUCCGUUGUCGACGGCUCCCCUAUCUCAACCCCUAUCCCGACCGCCUCCUCUGCCGUCACUUUAUCUGUCAUCACAUCACCUACAGACCCAAACCCGGCCCCGACGACAGCUCCCGUGGAGCCUACUGCUCCCAUCGAGCCCACCGCCCCCAUCGAACCCACUGCUCCGGCCGAAUCUUCGAUCCCAGCAGCGCCUACUGUUUCUAUGACCUCUCCCGCCGAGACUGCAGCCCCGACUGGCGUUGAUCCGACCCCUUUCAUUUCCGUCGUCACGGUCACCAUCACCGCCACCAUCUGUGAAACAACGACCGCUCCAGGUGCGCCUGUAGCUGAGCCUACCACUGCCCCGACAUCUUUGCCUGAUUCACCUGUCACUGACCCCGACUCUUGCACCGAGGGCUACUUGACGUGCUUGGAGGACGAGACUCAUUUUGCUACUUGCACUGGGGGCCAGUUGACUGCGCCGCAGCCGAUUGCCCCUGGCUUCAAGUGUGCCGCUGGAGAAGGUCAAGGUCUUGACAUUUCGCCUAUUGGAGGAGAAUGUUAG
Colletotrichum orchidophilum is the source of this 1374-nucleotide messenger RNA. RefSeq names its product endoglucanase. Lineage: Eukaryota; Fungi; Ascomycota; Sordariomycetes; Glomerellales; Glomerellaceae. The transcript has a single exon. The record is from RefSeq and is a predicted model, not a curated record. The coding region runs from base 1 to 1374 and encodes 457 amino acids.